UUAAUCUUUUCCAAAUUUCUCUCUACACAAUAUAUAGUUUUCACUUUGCAUGUUGUUUGAUUUGGCCAGUAGUGAUUUAUCCGUUCGAAUUGGAUUAAAACCCGAGGGUACGUACAGUACAACAUGAACCGUAGUUGGAUCACAAUCCUAUCUCUGUUGGUAAAUUCUCAGCUGGCUUCGUCGAAAGUUUUGUUGAUCGGGAAAAACACAAUUCUCUCCUUUGAUGAUGUCGAAGCAAGUUUCACUCCCAUUAUUGGAAGUUCGGUGGAAUGCGGAUUGUUGUACGCUGCAGAGCCUAUUGAUGCGUGCUCCGAUUUAACGAACACAGCUGAAAAAGGAUCUAAGUUUAGGCCCUCUUAUGUAUUGAUUGUCGGUGGUGGCUGUAGUUUUGAGGAAAAAAUUAGAAAGGCGCAGGAAGCUGGAUACAAAGCUGCUAUUGUCUAUAACGAUGCAUACGAUGAGCUCUUAGUACAUAUGGGAGGAAAUUCAUCUGGUGUGCAUAUACACGGCGUGCUUGUUACAAGAGCGUCAGGAGAAGUACUCAAAGUGUACGCAGGUCGAAGCGAGAUGGAGCUUUGGCUCAUCCCGGAGUUCGGGACUUCAUCAUGGUCAAUCAUGGCUGUCACUUUCAUAUCUUUGUUCAUCGUGUCUGUUUUUCUCGCCACUUUUUUCUUUGUCCGUAGGCGUCUGCAUGUGACGUCUUUAUCCCGUGGCGGCGGCCUAGGAUUUUCUCGCAUACCUUGUAGUUCAGUACAACGGAUACCGACUGAAGUGUUUUCAGGUGUUUUUGAAUUUGGUUCGACUUCGAUUACUUGUGCUAUAUGCAUUGAUGAUUAUUGCCUUGGCGACAAACUCAGGAUCCUACCUUGCCAACACAAAUUCCAUGCUUUGUGUAUCGAUUCUUGGCUCGGUCAUUGGAGAUCGUAUUGUCCGGUUUGUAAACAUGAUGCAAGAGUAGCAAAGGGUGAUCCACCCGCAUCAGAACAGACACCUCUACUUUCGCCUAGCCUGAGCAUCAGACAAGAGCCUCUCUCUCGUUCCACUGCACCGCAUCCACACACAGUUCCUAUGUGCCCCACACAAUAUCUCAGGAACGCCUUUUCCAAAAGAUUUACAAAUAUAAUAACAAGCCCGGUCAAUACACCACCAAGCUAGGUUUGGUCGUCAAGAUUGCUU
Molecule: messenger RNA, 1176 nt
Organism: Camelina sativa (false flax)
Lineage: Eukaryota; Viridiplantae; Streptophyta; Magnoliopsida; Brassicales; Brassicaceae
Product: receptor homology region, transmembrane domain- and RING domain-containing protein 6-like
Source: RefSeq, a predicted model, not a curated record